Molecule: messenger RNA, 1774 nt
Organism: Tripterygium wilfordii
Lineage: Eukaryota; Viridiplantae; Streptophyta; Magnoliopsida; Celastrales; Celastraceae
Product: UDP-galactose/UDP-glucose transporter 5-like
Exons: 12
Coding region: 299-1330 (343 amino acids)
Biological process (GO): transmembrane transport
Cellular component (GO): endoplasmic reticulum membrane; Golgi membrane
Molecular function (GO): 3'-phosphoadenosine 5'-phosphosulfate transmembrane transporter activity
Source: RefSeq, a predicted model, not a curated record
AUCUAAAACCCAUGCGCGUGAGCAUUGAAAGCAAUAGCAUAAGAGCUCGUUUCCACACGAGAGCCAAAAGUAAAGACGAGAGCAAAAGUCGCCGGCGAAAACGGAACUCGGUGAUCUCUCCAAGGUCUCUCGCGCAAUACAUCAAACACUUUGCAUUCAUGGUGGUCUCCUCUAAAUCUCUCUUGCCACGUGCCUCUGAAACUCUCUAGCUGUGUUGAUUCCGAAUCACUUGCCACACAUCAACGGCCCUCCUUUUCUCCGAUUACCUGAAACGCUCACCACCGAGUGUGGAUGGGCUAUGGCGGAACCGGUAACAUGGGCGCCGAAAGAAAGCAAACUGUGGAAAGCGGUUUUUGCAGUGUCUGGAAUCAUGAGCACUCUUGUGAUUUACGGUGUUCUACAGGAAAAGAUCAUUAGAGUCCCAUAUGGGGUGAACAAGGAAUAUUUUAGGUACUCAUUAUUUCUUGUUUUCUGCAACCGCAUUACAACAUCUGCUGUCUCUGCUGGCACUUUGAUUGUGAGUAAAAAAGCCUUGGAUCCUGUUGCACCAAUUUACAAGUACUGCCUUAUUUCCAUAUCAAACAUACUAACAACGACAUGUCAAUAUGAGGCACUCAAAUAUGUAAGUUUUCCAGUUCAGACACUGGCGAAGUGUGCGAAAAUGAUCCCAGUUAUGGUUUGGGGAACUAUGAUUAUGCAAAAGAGAUAUAAUGGACCUGACUAUUUGCUAGCCUUUCUAGUGACUGUGGGCUGUUCAAUUUUUAUUCUAUUCCCGGCAGGAAUUGACAUUAGUCCAUCUAGCAGAGGAAGGGAAAACACUGUUUGGGGCGUUUCCUUAAUGGUUGGGUAUCUUGGGUUUGAUGGCUUUACAAGCACAUUCCAAGACAAACUAUUUAAAGGAUAUGACAUGGAAAUACACAACCAAAUAUUCUAUACAACCGUGUGUUCUUGUCUUAUCAGCUUCACAGGACUUAUAUUACAAGGGCAUCUUCUUCCAGCUAUAGAUUUUGUUUAUCGCCAUAAUGAUUGUUUCUUUGAUGUUGCAUUUCUUUCAAUUGUGGCGACUGCUAGUCAAUUUUUUAUUUCUUACACUAUUCGCACAUUUGGAGCUCUCACAUUUGCCACCAUAAUGACCACAAGACAGUUGGCUAGCAUCAUGCUGUCUUGUGUGUGGUUUUCCCAUCCCCUUAGCUGGGAACAGUGGAUCGGAUCUGUUAUUGUCUUUGGUUCUUUAUAUGCAAAGAACUUCAUGAAAAAGGCACCUCAGAAAUCCGCAGCUCCAGAACAUACGCUAGAUGGAGCUUCAAGUCCUGUGAAGGCAAUCCCUUGAGACUGUAGUUUUCUUAUGGUUGUGUUGGCUUGCACUUAAGCUGCUUCUACUUGUGCUCGACAUAGGAAGUAUUACUCUAGGUCCAGGGCUCCUGAAGAUCCUGAAUGAGGAGCGCAAUGGGUUAACAGUCAUCCAAAUUCAAAUCUGCAUUAUAGGCAAUUUUGAAUUACCCCCAAGUUGGCGGCAGUUUAGCAGGUAAUAGUUGAAAAAUAGUUAGUGAGAUCCCAAAUUUCUGAAGGGACGAUGAUAUAUAGAUUGAAAGAGAAAAAAAAAUCUCAGUAAUUUUUCUCUCGAUGUUCUGUCUUUUGAACACAAAAGUGCAAAAGAAAUGUAAUAACUCUUCUUUAACCCUAUAGUUGGGAAAUUUUGGUGUUUGAUUGAGAUCUCUCAAAAACUAUUUUGAGUGCUUGACCGAUUGUCAUGCUUAUCUUCGCAGAAUUUACA